AUGAGUAAUCGAGAGGUGGUCGUUCUGAGCGUGGGAGGUGUGAGAUUUGUAACCCGGGCUUCCACCUUGCAGCAGUUCCCAGAGUCCAGGCUGGCACGGAUGUUGGAUCAUGAUGACCAGGAAUUCAAACUGGUGAAUGGAGAGUUUUUUGUGGACAGAGAUGGAACUUUGUUUAGUUACAUCAUGGACUUCUUGAGGACUCUCCAGGUCUCCUUACCUACUAAUUUCUCAGACUACCAGAGGCUGCAGAGAGAAGCCGAAUUCUAUGGGCUCUACCUUCUGGCUGACGUCCUGAGCCAGGAACACUUGCUGAGGCCGAGGCCGGAGAUCUUGGAAGUGCGUUUUUCUCUCCAAGAGAUGCAGGCCUUUUUCCGGAUCUUUGGCUCUUGCAGCACCACUGUUGAGACGCUAGCUGACCAGAUCACUGUGUUUACAGGGCAGCAGUCAGGACAGAGCUGGAACAGCCCUUUUUCUUCUCAGAAACCACUUGUUCCGCUUCCUUUGGAAAGACCUUCUCAUCACGACAUGUUUUUUCAGUGUGGUACUGACUGCUCUGCUGGUGACCAGUUUGUGGCCAGGUAUGUUUCCAUAAAGCCUGAUGACAGAAAGCUGAUUAACGGUACUAAUGUGCUGGGCUUGCUGCUUGACACUUUAUUCAAAAAUGGAUUUCACCUUGUAAGUACCAGGAUGGUCUCCAGUGAAGAUAAAGUCGAAUGCUACAGUUUGGAAAGGAUGCAGAGGCCAGCGUGCCUUACAGUGACGGUGAACCAAACCCCGGGGAGCUCCAGGGUUGCACAGGCAAAGAAAAGCCAAGUGCAGAAAGGGAAAUAAAACUUUGUGCUUUCGUCUUUCAAAGGUGGAAGAGAGCUUUGGCAGCACUAGUGGCCGUUUUUGCUGGGUUGUUUGAAACUGCAACUACUGAGGGAAGUGACAAACAAAUACUUUUUGUUUUCAACUAUUGAGAAAAAAAACCCUGGCUUUCUUGCCAGUUACUGCUCCACCUUCUUCAACUCUUAUUUAGUCAGAGAUUCUAUCCUGGUUUUGUGGACCAGAGUCCAGCAUUUUCAAGGGUUUUUGUUUUUCUUUGGGGCUAAAAUUUUUAUCAGUACUCGCAAAAAUCAGCCAUUCCUUCUAGAAAAUAAUUUUUAUGUUCUAUGCUAGUCUGUAAGUAGAUUUUAAAUACAUGAUAAUACAUGAAGAAAUAAAAACUUGACACAA
Messenger RNA from Columba livia (rock pigeon), 1218 nucleotides. RefSeq names its product potassium channel regulator (gene KCNRG). Gene Ontology annotation, biological process: negative regulation of delayed rectifier potassium channel activity; protein homooligomerization. Bases 1 to 831 code for a protein of 276 amino acids. NCBI's taxonomy places the organism in Eukaryota, Metazoa, Chordata, Aves, Columbiformes, Columbidae. Gene Ontology annotation, cellular component: endoplasmic reticulum. Gene Ontology annotation, molecular function: protein binding. The transcript has 2 exons. The record is from RefSeq and is a predicted model, not a curated record.